Messenger RNA from Mercurialis annua (annual mercury), 2349 nucleotides. RefSeq names its product SEC1 family transport protein SLY1. Gene Ontology annotation, molecular function: syntaxin binding. Gene Ontology annotation, cellular component: Golgi membrane; cytosol. Lineage: Eukaryota; Viridiplantae; Streptophyta; Magnoliopsida; Malpighiales; Euphorbiaceae. Gene Ontology annotation, biological process: endoplasmic reticulum to Golgi vesicle-mediated transport; intracellular protein transport. Bases 97 to 1956 code for a protein of 619 amino acids. The transcript is spliced from 2 exons. The record is from RefSeq and is a predicted model, not a curated record.
UCAACCGAAGAAAAACGCAAGAAUAAGAAAAAAAUUCUCAAAUCUCGAUUCCUUUCAACAUUCUCUUUCAUUUUUCUUCAGUUUUGGCAGAUCAUCAUGGCUCUCAAUCUCCGUCAAAAACAAACCGAAUGUAUAAUUCGGAUGCUAAACCUGAACCAACCAGUAAAUUCAACCGGUACUGCUAAUGAAGAGGUAUACAAGAUCUUGAUUUACGAUAGAUUUUGUCAAAAUAUAUUAUCUCCAUUGAUUCAUGUCAAGGAUCUUCGAAAACAUGGCGUUACUCUUUAUUUUCUCAUUGAUAAAGAUCGAAAACCUGUUCAUGAUGUUCCUGCUGUUUAUUUUGUGCAAUCAACUCAACUUAACAUCCAAAGAAUUGUUGCUGAUGCUUCAAAAUCACUUUAUGAUAGUUUCCACUUGAAUUUUUCGAGUGCUAUCCCGCGUCCUCUUCUCGAGGAUCUUGCGUCCGGGACGUUGAAUUCGGAGUCGAUUGAUAGGAUUUCGAAAGUGCAUGAUCAGUACUUGGAGUUUGUUACCUUGGAGGAUAAUUUGUUUUCGUUAGCGCAGAAAUCUAGUUAUGUUCAGUUGAAUGAUCCUUCUGCUGGGGAUAGAGACAUUGAGGAGAUUAUUGAGAAAAUUGUGAGUGGGUUGUUUUGUGUGUUGGCUACAUUGGGUGUUGUUCCGGUUAUUAGGUGUCCUCGUGGUGGACCAGCUGAAAUGGUUGCCUCAGCGUUAGAUCAGAGGUUGAGGGAUCAUUUGUUGUCGAAGAAUAAUUUGUUUUCGGAAGGUGGAGGUUUUAUGAACUCGUUUCAGAGGCCGAUUUUGUGUCUGUUUGACAGGAAUUUUGAAUUAGCUGUUGGGAUACAGCAUGAUUUUAGGUAUCGUCCUCUUGUUCACGAUGUGCUUGGUUUGAAGCUGAAUAGGUUGAGUGUGCAAGGGGAAAAAGGUGGGAUGAAAUCGUAUGAGUUAGAUAGUUCUGAUCCGUUCUGGGCUGCAAAUGGGUCUCUGGAAUUUCCUGAAGUUGCUGUGGAAAUUGAGACGCAGCUGGGGAAGUAUAAGAGGGAUGUUGAUGAUGUCAAUAGGAGGACUGGUGGAACAGAUGGGGCAGAAUUUGAUGGAACAGACUUAAUUGGGAACACGAGACAUUUGAUGAAUGCAGUGAACUCCCUUCCUGAGUUGACAGAACGAAAACAGGUGAUUGAUAAGCACACAAAUAUUGCAACUGUAUUAUUAGGAGAUAUUAAGGAAAGAGCUCUCGACAGCUAUGCUAAAAAGGAGAAUGACAUGAUGGUUAAAGGAAGCAUUGAUCGAAAUGAACUCUUGGGAGUGCUUCGAGGGAAAGGAUCUAAAACGGAUAAGCUGAGAUUUGCAAUCAUUUACCUUAUAUCAUCCGAGACCAUUAACCAGUCAGAAGUCGAAGCAGUGGAAACAGCUCUUAGAGAGUCUGAUGUUGAUACUAGUGCAUUUCAGUAUGUAAAGAAAAUCAAAUCCCUAAAUGUUUCGUUGGCAUCAGCAAAUUCUGCCAGUAGAAAUAAUAUUGUUGAUUGGGCGGGAAUGCUUUACGGGCAGUCACUUAGUGCUGUGACAGCUGGUAUGAAGAACUUAUUAUCUAGUGAUAGGCAGUUGGCAUUGACUCGAACGGUCGAAGCUUUGGUUGAGGGGAAACCUAAUCCUGAAAUCGACUCCUACCUCGUGUUUGAUCCUCGUGCUCUCAAGCCCGGAGCUGGUAGUACCCAUCUAAAAGGGCCAUUUAAAGAGGCAAUUGUAUUCAUGAUUGGUGGUGGUAACUAUGUGGAAUAUGGGAGUUUGCAAGAGCUUGCACAACGGCAGCAGAUCAUCAAACAUGUUAUAUAUGGAACAACAGAAAUUCUCACCGGAGUGGAGUUUGUCGAGCAGCUAACCUUGUUGGGGAAGAAAAUGGGAUUGGGUGCUACAGUUUCUCCCGCACCAACUCAGUAGUAUAAUUAUGUUCUGUAUAUGCUUUUUGAAACAGGUUGCAUGCGUUUUAUGCAUCAAAGAGGAGAUGCACGCCAUCGAGAGUGGUAAUACUGUUUGAUUUAUGCGGAAAAUAUAUCGAUACUGUUUAGCUUGGAGUAAUUGGCAAAAGUUGGCUAUGUGCUUUCUUUCUUGAGCUUCAUUGAUGUUUAGAUUACUGCUAGAAUUUUAGUUUUACGAUAGCAUUAGAAAAUGAUUUGUAUUUUAAUUCACAUGUUAGUUCAUGGUUGUUAUAUUGACACAAUGAUGACAAUGCUUGAUCUUUCAUUGUUUCUGUUGAUUUACUGAAGAGAAGUAAUUUGUAAAACUCAUUGAUUUUUUUGUUUUUGAAGUCAUGUAAAACUCAUUGAUUGUGUA